Molecule: messenger RNA, 3894 nt
Organism: Talpa occidentalis (Iberian mole)
Lineage: Eukaryota; Metazoa; Chordata; Mammalia; Eulipotyphla; Talpidae
Gene: GPR137C
Product: G protein-coupled receptor 137C
Biological process (GO): positive regulation of TORC1 signaling
Cellular component (GO): lysosomal membrane
Source: RefSeq, a predicted model, not a curated record
AUGAGGGUGUCCGUGCCGGCGGCGGCCGCCGCCGCCCCCACGGCCGGCCGCGAGCCCUCGACGCCCGGCGGGGGCGGCGCGGGCGGAGGCGCGGUCGCUGCCGCCUCGGGCGCCGCGGUGCCGGGCUCGGUGCAGUUGGCGCUGAGCGUCCUGCACGCCCUGCUCUACGCGGCGCUCUUCGCCUUUGCCUACCUGCAACUGUGGCGGCUGCUCCUGUACCGCGAGCGGCGGCUGAGUUACCAGAGCCUCUGCCUCUUCCUCUGCCUGCUGUGGGCAGCGCUCCGGACCACCCUCUUCUCCGCCGCCUUCUCGCUCAGCGGCUCCCUGCCCCUGCUCCGGCCGCCCGCUCACCUGCACUUCUUCCCGCACUGGCUGCUCUACUGCUUCCCCUCCUGCCUCCAGUUCUCCACGCUCUGUCUGCUCAACCUCUACCUGGCGGAGGUUAUAUGUAAAGUCAGAUGUGCCACUGAACUAGACAAACACAGAAUUCUACUGCAUUUGGGCUUUAUAUUGGCAAGCCUUCUCUUUUUAGUAGUGAAUUUGACUUGUGCAAUGCUAGUCCAUGGAGAUGUCCCAGAAAAUCAGUUGAAAUGGACUGUGUUUGUUCGUGCAUUAAUUAAUGAUAGCCUAUUUAUUCUUUGUGCCAUUUCUUUAGUUAGUUACAUAUGCAAAAUAACAAAAAUGUCAUCAGCAAAUGUCUACCUCGAGUCAAAGGGUAUGUCUCUGUGCCAGACUGUUGUUGUAGGCUGUGUAGUCAUUCUUCUCUAUUCUUCAAGAGCAUGUUAUAAUUUGGUGGUGAUCACCAUAUCUCAGGACACAUUAGAAAGUCCGUUUAAUUAUGGCUGGGAUAAUCUUUCAGAUAAGGCUCAUGUAGAAGACAUAAGUGGAGAAGAGUAUAUAGUGUUUGGAAUGGUCCUCUUUCUGUGGGAACAUGUGCCAGCAUGGUCGGUGGUACUGUUUUUCCGGGCACAGAGAUUAAAUCAGAAUUUGGCACCUGCUGGCAUGAUAAAUAGUCACAGUUAUAGUUCCAGAGCUUACUUUUUCGACAAUCCAAGGCGAUAUGAUAGUGAUGAUGAUUUGCCAAGACUAGGAAGUUCAAGAGAAGGAAGUUUAUCAAAUUCGCAAGGUUUGGGCUGGUAUGGCACUAUCACUGGGUGUGGCAGCAGCAGUUACACAGUCUCUCCUCACUUGAACGGACCUCUGACAGAUACUGCUCCUUUGCUCUUUACUUGUAGUAAUUUAGAUAUGAACAAUCACCAUAGCUUAUACGUAACGCCACAAAACUGACAGCGUUACCAAGUUGUGAUUCUUUUAUUGUUUUUCACGAAUGUGUAUAUUCAACAUGUUUAAAUUCCAUCCACAUAAACAUUCCUUCAUCUGUUACAACUGAAAAUAAAACCUGGAAAUGUGGCUGUGUUCAACAGAGGACCCAGCUGUUACUUGUGACCUCUUCAUAGUGAAAUGAAAAGUUUGGAGUGGAAGGGCUGUGGGGUUAGAACUUAAGGCUCCUGAAGGUCUCCAGAUAUCCUGAUUUUGGAACAUCAAAUGUAUAUUUGCCUAAUUGCACUUUUAUCUUUGUUUUGAAAGAGUACACUGCAGUCCCCAAAGUCAUACUCCAGUGUUACACUGGGAUAUUAUACUGUACACCAAAUUAGGAGGCAAUUUUCCUGUGAAAAUUAAAGCCUGUAUAUUCAGUGGUGUACUCUAUGUGGAAUUCUUAUCCAAUAAAAAUUUUUAGUGUGAACAGUGCACACAAUCAAGGUAUAAAAAUGCAUCAUUCUUUUUAAAAAUCUAAUUAAAAAUACAUAAUCAUGGAGGAGUUCUUUUAAGCAUGACUGUAAAGUACCAAAUGAAAAUAUUCAAACAAUCAUUUUAAACAAUUGUCAGUAGUAACUUUUACAGUGAUGACCAGCAGUGUUCUUUGGAAAGUCACAGUCAUUUCUUCAAUAGGAAAGUAUACUACUAAAAAUUAUGUGGCUACUUGGAGUAGAAUCAGUUGUGAUUAUUUUGUAUAAGUCAGAUAUAUGUAGUAGUUUAAGCAUGAUUCUUUAAGAAAGCAAUAGUGGUUUUUGCAUAGGGAGAUUUUGGUAGAAACUUCUUGGGACUAAACAGUUUACAGAUGCAUUUAUGAAUUAUUCAUAAAAUGUACAAUCCUAAAUUAAAACAUCAUUUCAAAAAGCCUUCAAUUUAGCUGAAACAAGGUACAACUGAUCUUACCUACUGAAUCAGGAUUGUCCUCAGGUAAAUGUUUAAAUCAUUCAUUAUUUCAGCAAACUCAAGUGCAAUACUUUGUAAGAUGUAAUUCCUCCCUUAGUUUUCACAUAUUUUUUAUCUUGUCUAUGGGCAAAGUCAAAUUAUAUUCAUAUAAAUUCCAGCACUUGAUUAAAUGGGCAAAUUUAAGUAAAGGUACUAACUAGGUCAGUAUAAAACCAGUGGUUAAUAAUAUUGGAAUACUUUUUAAAUUACAUUAAAACUGCCUUGAAUGUCUUUUCCCAAAUCCAAAAAAAAAUAACUAAAUAUGCCAGCCUAAGGUAAUAGCAGAAUUUAAAAUGCACUUUCAACCAGUGUCUAUAUGGAGUGAAGUAGAUGCUGAAUACCUCAAGAUGCCAAGGGAAUAUUUGGAAACUUGUCACCAUGUGCUUAAAAAUGACCAAUUGUAUACAAUUGUCUGCUGAUCUGUUUCUUCAGAACUGGAACUAAUACAACUGUUUUUUGGUAUUCUGCUUUGAUUAGAAAGUUGUUUUACUUCCCUCAUACUUAAAAUACUUUUCAGUUGUUAAAAAAAUGAUGCAAUAACUUCACAAAAGUAUAAACAAGUACAGGAAACCCCAAGGAAUAAAUUUUAUAUACUAUUGAUCUUUUGGGAAGCUGGCGCACAGAUGAAAUGUCUUCAUUUUAUCGUAUAAAAUGACUUUGGAUUCAAUCAGAAGUACAAACUCAUGUUACUUUGGGUUUGUUAAAGAUAAAUUUUCAUUGUAACCAACUAUCUGAAAAGUUGUAUUACAGAAAGUUAGCCUUGGUAUUAUGACAACACAAUGAGCACUUGAGUAUAUUUUGAUUACAAGUUAUUAGAUUUCAUUUCAGAAUGCCAGCUAUUAAUUUUCCUAAUGUUAAGUAUUGAAUUAUCUGAAGAAAUCUGUGUUGUCUUGACUAAUCUUUGGGGUUCAAAGUGAUAAAUAUUUUCAAAGUGAUAAUUGUUCCUAUUUGAACAGGUAAGCAAAGAUUACUUGUAAAAAAUAUUUCAGAGAAAAUAACUUGCUUCUUACAGCUGUAUUAGUUGAUUCUUCCAAAUUUGAAAUUAAUCACUUUAUUCUAAUCACUGACUACGGUACCUGAAUUCUUGCAUUUUCUUCUUAGACAUAUGACCCACAAUACAUCACCAAAGACAAUGAUUAAGCUUCUGGCCCAAUUUUUGCUUAAAAAUUCCAAAGCACUAGGAGCACUUUAAGUUUGGUCUCGAAAGAAGUAGUUGUUUGUAAAAUCAAAGGGCUACCGAUUCCCUGUUCAUCCUGCACUGAAGCACAUGAUGACAAUUUCAAACUUUGCUUUUUUGUUCAUUAUUUAGAACAGUGAAUUUCAUUGCUUAAAUGUGUAAUUUUACAGUGAUCAGCAGUACUUGUUUUUAUCGUUUCAUUUGGGUGGCCAAUAAUUUUGAAACUCUUACCACCCAUUAUAGCUGGUUGUAGUUUUAUGAAAGAUGUAAUUUAUAGCUGAAGUGGCUUUUUUAUGCAUAGCUGCCUUUUUUAUUGUUUAACAGUGUUUCUCAGCUAUAUAAUCAGUUUCAAACUGGUUGUAAAGUAUAGCUGCAGCCAAUGAAUGUAUUUAUUUGUUGUUUCACUAAACCGUAACAAAACACUACUGUUAAAAAUAAAAGUGUUUGUGCUUUUAUUUGGA